Molecule: messenger RNA, 12683 nt
Organism: Saccostrea echinata
Lineage: Eukaryota; Metazoa; Mollusca; Bivalvia; Ostreida; Ostreidae
Product: intermembrane lipid transfer protein VPS13A-like
Exons: 85
Coding region: 112-9855 (3247 amino acids)
Biological process (GO): protein retention in Golgi apparatus; protein targeting to vacuole
Cellular component (GO): extrinsic component of membrane
Source: RefSeq, a predicted model, not a curated record
AGUUAAAUAGUCUUCCCUAGAGCAGUCACGAGAAUGUUCCUAAAAAAAGGCUAGAAGCCUAGAAGGCCACACGAGAGCGUCUGAAUGUUUAUGCAGCGAAGAUUAUAAAACAUGGUUUUCGAGUCGUUAGUGGCUGAUUUAAUCAACAAGUAUCUGGGAGAUUUCGUGGAGAACUUGGACAGGUCGCAGCUGAAGAUAGGAAUAUGGGGAGGAGACGUGGUUCUACAGAAUUUAGACCUAAAAGAGAGUGCCCUGGAUGACUUGGAUCUACCAGUCAAGAUCAAAGCAGGGCAUAUAGGGAAGCUAACUUUGAAAAUUCCAUGGAAAAACCUGUACACAGAAGCAGUGGUCGCAACAAUUGAUGGACUGUAUGCCCUCGCUGUCCCCAAUGUUGCAAUCAAGUAUGAUGCAGAGAAGGAAGAGAAAGCUAAACAGGAGACCAAGCAGAAGAAACUACAGCAGAUUGAGGAGGCGAAGAAGGCAGCACUCGAGCAAGGUAAAGAGAAGGAACCUAAGAAGGAUUCCUUUGCCGAGAAAAUGGCCGCCCAGAUCAUAAAAAAUUUACAGAUCCAGAUCAGUAACAUACACAUACGUUACGAGGACUCGUACACAAAUCCGGAUCAUCCUUUCUCUAUUGGGAUUAGCAUGGCUGAUUUACUGUUCCAGACAACAGAUGAGAAUUGGAAACCUUGUGUUGUGAAAGAAGCAGUCAACCAAAUCUUCAAGCUGGUUAAGUUAGAUUCCCUGGCGGUGUAUUGGAAUAGUAACACAGAACUGUACUCAUCCCUCAGUAAUGAACGGCUACUGGAGAAGCUUGGGAGGGAGAUUCCUGGAAAGGAGAAGGCGACAACACAUCAGUUCUUAAUCAAGCCAAUCUCUUCUGUGGCUCACCUCAAACUGAACAUGAAGCCAGAGUUGAACAACUUUUCCUCCCCUAAGGCCUUCCUUACUGUAGUGUUUGAUGAGAUCGGAGUUGGACUGUCCAAAAGACAGUAUAAUGAUGUCCUGGAGAUGCUGGAGUCGGCUGAGAGGAUGUAUCUAAUGAGUGUAUAUAGGAAAUACCGUCCCAACGUCCCACUCCAUAAAAAUGCUAAAACCUGGUGGCACUUUGCCCGGGACAGCGUUCUGGAAGAGAAAGUUCGUAGACGGCGCCGCAUGUUUUCCUGGGACCACAUCAUGAAACACCGUGUCACGAUGAAGAAGUAUCGAGACGCCUACACAAAGAAGUUAUCCAAUCCUAAAAGUGUACCAAAGGAUGUACAAAAAGAUAUUGAGGAGUAUGAGAAGUUUUUAGACGUGUUUUCGAUCACCCUGAUGAGGGGACAGGCCGAAGUGGAGGCAGCCAAGCUCGGGGCCAAGAAAGCGGAGGAGAAAUCGGGGGGAUGGUUCGGGGGAUUUUUUGGAGGAAAAAAGAAAAAGAAGGAAGACAAGGAGGAAAAGGACAUAAAGGAACAAUUUCAAGACCAAUUUAAUGAGAAAGAGAAGGCCAAACUUUACGAAGCGAUUGGUUACCAAGAAAAUGAGGUGGAUCCAACCUUUCCCAGAGAGUAUGUAGCUGUGAGGUUGGUCACCAAACUAAGUGGUCUUUCUGUGACCCUCAACGAUGAGUCGAAGAAAGAGCCACAGAUUCUUAAACUGCAGUUGAAAGAUGUGUAUGCCUGUGUAGGUCAAAGGCCAGCCGAUAGUGCUGUUCAGGUGGAAGGAAAGAUAGAUAGGUUCAUAGUGGCCGGUUCUCCACAAGGUGGCGCCACACCCAAAAUAGUGGUGUCCUUGAAUGAGGAGAAAAAGGUCGUGUACUCGUUGUUGAACUUUAAUUUUGAGACGAAUCCUCUGGACCGUAGCUGUGACACCAGGGUCAUCCUCGAGGCGCGACCUCUACAGAUUGUCUAUGAUGCAAUUUCUAUCAACAACAUGGCUGACUUUUUCAAACCUCCCAAGGAAGUAUAUCUCAAACAGUUGUCGAGAGCUGCUAUGGCUAAGUUUGAGGACAUUAAGGAACAGUCUGCUUCAGGACUGAAACACGCAAUAGAGCAACACAAGUAUACAGACAUACGCGUGGAUCUCAAACCGUCGCAUGUCAUUAUUCCUCAUGGUGGAUAUUAUAAAAAGGGUGCUGUUAAUAUUCUGGUCCUUGACCUUGGAAAUUUGAAGGUCAAUAGUGAGAAAAAUAAAGUUGGGGACAGCAAGACAUUAGCUGUGGAGGAUGUGAUGUCCAGGGCUUAUGACAACUUUAAAAUCAAGUUGGACCAAAUACAAAUUUUAUAUGCAAAACCAGGGGAGGAUUGGAAUUCUGUGAGAUCUGUCGGGAAAUCCCCUCAGCAUGUACUUCACCCCAUCUCUAUCAACCUCCUUCUACAGAAGAGCAUGUUUGACAACGAUCGGCGGAUGGCGAAAAUAAAGGUCAGUGGAGAUCUCCCCCUGGUGAGCCUCAGUCUGUCUGACCUCCGGCUACAGGAGAUUCUCCAGUUAGCCCAGAGUAUUCCCCUGCCCGAGGGAGAAGAACCAGUUGUACUGGAGGAGGAGGACAUAUUUUCAGAUGCCCUUGAUGUACCCCUGGACAUUAAUGAAAACCAGCUGAUGAAGAAAGUGGUUGAUGUCUCUGCAGAGCUGGCUGAACUGGAGAAUCUAAAGUCUCCCCGCCCACAGGAAGUAGUGAACAGAACUGUGAUGGAGAUGAAGUUUGAGAUCAAAGAGGUGUCUGUGUGCUUACAAGAACAUACCGACUCAGGGGAGGUCCCGAUGAUUAAGCUGGUCCUACGGACACUGGGGACCAAGGCAACAACCCGUAAAUUUGAUAUGGAGGCUGAGGCUUAUUUAGGGGGAAUUUAUCUACAGCAUCUUAAGUUCAAAGCCACAGACAGACUCAGUUCCCAGCUUCAAUCUGUGACAUCAUCAGCAUUAGAAGGCGGACCCCUGAUAAACCUGAUAAACACACCUACUGAGGAGGGAACAAGACUGCUUAGUUUUAACUACCACAAGGCAGACCCCACUGGCCCAGAAUUCAGUACAACAUUUGAAAACACUGAGCAGACAAUUGACAUCAGAUUUACCUCCUUUGAAGUACUUCUUCACCAGGAGGCGCUGCUGAGUGUUUUGAAAUUUGCCGCUCAACUACAACGUAGUUUACAAGUCACAGAGUCCACACCUCGAGAAACAAAGGUGGAGGAUAAGGAUAAACAGAAGAAGACAACACAGACAGACAAACAGACAACAACCAAAACUAAAAAGAAAGAGCCCGAGGACUCCCGAAUCAACAUGCGUGUAACAGCUGAGCUGGAGGGGUUCGGAGUGGCAGUGUGUACCAACAACAGUGUCUUAACCAACAUACGAAUCAACGGAAUAUCAGCGGGAGUUGUAUUACAGGACAGUAAGACCAGUGUUACAUCUGAACUAAGGGAGGUUACUGUGUAUGACAUCAAUGCUACCACAAAAUACCCAAAAGUGAUGGAGAUACAAGGUGACGCAGUGUUGAAGCUGGCUCUGACGAUUUACAAUGACGCAACAGAGGGAGAGAACUACUCUGACAUGUCGUGUGUUGAUACGAGUGUCGACGUACAGCUGGGAUGUAUCAGGGCUGUGUUCCUAAUGAGAUUUGUCAAUGACCUUCUGGAUUACCUGAAUGGUUUCCAAGUCGAGGAACUGGAAAGUCAGAUUGAGGCAGCGAGGGACCGAGUACGGGAGGCGUCGGAAGCAGUAGCAGAGAGCGCCAGGGGUGCGGUAGCUCGCCUCGCGGAGAAGUCACCGCGGAUUUCAAUCCGAGUCGGAAUGAGUGCACCAGUUAUUAUUGUACCCCAGAGAUCAGACUCGUUAAAUGUGCUGAUGGUGGAUUUUGGCCAUUUGGAGAUUGGGAAUUCAUUCAGUCCUGUGAAGACAAAGGCAGAUAUUCCAGCUGUUUUAGAUUCCAUGAAGAUUUGUCUUAAGUCCCUAAAAGUUGCCAGAGCGGAGCUGAAUAACCACAAAGAGAUAGUGGGCCAGUGUCUAAUUUUAGAACCCGUCAAUGUGACCCUGUCUGUCACACGGAAUCUAGCUUUUGGUUGGUACAAAGAAAUCCCAGCUGUGGACCUCAGCGGGCAACUAGAGAAUAUAUCUGCUACCAUGAGUCAAGGUGACUACAAGGUGAUAAUGACCUUACUUAAUGACAACCUAUCAGAGGGCCAGAAAUCAGAGAGUGUUGCUAAGCAACCAAAGGACAAGGGCACUGAGCUAACUCAAACAGAGAGUACGCCUACACAGCAGGUGGAAUCUACCACUGCAGGUUCCCCUUCCAUCACAGUUACUCCCCCUGAGCAGUCAGAUUCCUUCAAACUCCAUACACAGCUCAAGUUUGAAUUCCAAAUCACAACACUGUCAGCCACUCUCUAUACAGGGGAGAGUAAUCUGACGAAAGAUGGAGAGAAUUCCAGGCCAGCUGAAAAUGCCCUAGGUCAGUUUAUGCUUGAGAUUAUAAGGGUUGAAGGUCAAAUGAAGAGUGAUGGCUCCAUGACAACCAAGGUCAUACUCAAGGACACUGUACUGGAUGACAAAAGGAAGGAGAAACAAGAAAGAGGAGGGGUCAACAGUUCACAAGGUGCCAUAAGGAUGAUAGAGAGAUUUACAGGGGAGGGGAAACAGGACAAUAUGAUAGAUUUAAACCUCACCCAGGAACCCAACCAGGAUAAAGACAUACAAGUGAAGAUAUCCAGUAUCAGGGUGGUGGCCUGUCUGGAUUUCCUGCUGCCCCUCGGGGACUUUUUCACCAGAGGGUUACCCGAGUCUCAGCCAACAACACAGACUUCAACGCAAACACAGAGCAAAGCUGUGACACCAGCUAAAGCUCCACCUCCUCCAACUAGUGAAAUGUCAAUCAUCGUUACCAUGGAGAAACCAGAAAUUAUUCUGAUUGAAGAUCAGAUGGACCCCACUUCUAAUGCUCUCCUGCUCAGUAUGGAGGUGACAUUUAGAAUGAGGUUGACCCCAGAGACGCAGGAUAUGUCUGCUAGCGUCAGUAAUCUACAGAUCGCCUCAGCUGUCUUCAAUGAGAGAGAAAAACGCAAGGCCCAGAUCCUGAAUCCAUGUGAUAUCUCAUUCUACAGUAAAGCACCACAGGGCAAAGCCCCACAUAUGGACAUCUCUACAUCAGACCUCAUACUCAAUAUAUCCCCUCGCACGAUACGGACCAUUACUCUGAUAUCAGUUGGACUGUCCCAGCAAGAUAAGACAGAAGAAGAAGAAGCCAGGACAAAGAUCCCCUCAGAUUUAUGGAGUGUAAAGAAAGUAUCUGACUGUAAAUUCUGGUUCCUGAAGGAGGAACAGGUCAUAGAACCUGGGAUCAUUGAAGACCUGACUCCAAUUCUAGAACUAGAAGAUCAAGAGCAGGCCAGAGGUGAACAGGUUCAUUCAGAAAUGCUUAUCAUGAAGAUCCCGAAUAUUGUAGUGAAGUUAGAGGGUGGAGUCGGUAAGAGGACCGUACCCCUACUAAUUGCAGAGAUGUCAUUUGAUGCCCAGGUCAAAGAUUGGAGUUCAAAGCUUGAGGUGGAAAGUAAUAUGAAGUUAGAGGUAGCCUUCUACAAUGAGAAGCUCUCUGUAUGGGAGUCCCUUGUAGAACCAGUGACGGAAAAUGGAAAACUGAAGAAAUGGGACCUUGGUCUACAGGUGAUGAAGAAUGAUGAUCUUGCUCUGGAGGAUGAAGAAGAAGAUGAAGACUCCAAAAACAUUGUGUUACCUCCCCCUAAGAUGUCAAUCAACAUCAGAUCUAAUGAUCCAAUGGAGGUCACUGUCACAAAAACCUGUUUAGAGGUCCUCAAUAACCUAGCCAAGGCUUUUGGAGAUGCUUACAAACUAGUAACUCCAGCAGAGGAGGCAGGAAAAGUUCUCUCCCCUUACGUCAUUAAUAAUCACACAGGAAUUCCUGUUACCCUGAAACUGGAUAAAGAUUUCGAGAUGCCGCAGGAAGCUAAGAAUGAUAAACUGACCUUGGAAUCAGAGAAGUCCCUCCCUUUGUAUGGGAGGAAACAGGCGGUUCUCAAGCGCCAGGCCUCUGUCAUCAAAGCAACACAGGAAGGAGACGAGAAAAAAUUCAUCUUUCAGAUUGAAAAAUUCAAUGCCACAAGGGAGGUAACUAUAAAGCGAUCAGAGAAACGUUUCUAUCCAGUCAACAAUAAGACCUACCCCGGGGACGUGUGGGCCGUGGUGUGUAGUACGGAGGCUCCAAUUGGUCAGAAAAUCAUCAAUUUACGGUCCAUUGUACAGAUGAAGAACAAUCUGCCAUAUGCUGUAGAGAUUUUCUCCCGUACCGAGCAGACAGUGACGUCCUGGGGCACGGUACAGCCAGGAGACCUGUUUAAUGUCCCCCUCCCCGGGGUUUACACACCAGACGGACAAUUCUUACUCAAACCCAUUGAUCAGGAUUGUGAAACAUCGAAAGUUCCCAUAUCAUGGAGGACAGCUGAGGCCAAUCCCAAAGUUUAUGUACAGUGUCCUUUCAAGAAUGGAUCAGAAUACGUAAUUUGUGUGAGAUCUGAGGUGAUUAACAUUUACUAUGAUGAGACUGACGAGCUGUCAGCUAAGACGUACCUGUUUCACCUGUCCCCAACCAUCGUGUUCCACAAUCUCCUAAACAUACCUAUCACCUUCCUUCUUGAGGGGAUGGCCUCAGAGGUCUCUCUGGGCAGGGGAGAGAGCAAACCUUUGCUUCACGCCAUGCCAGGAAAAUCCCACAUAGAGGUCAGGAUACCCCUGUAUCAGGACUUGGAGUGGCACGGUACACAGCUUCUCUCUACAGAGUUUCCCGAACUCUCAAUGUGGACGUUUAAUGCCGUCUUCAAAGGCCCUUCAAUGAUUUCCUUGAUUUUAGGGCUACACUGUACAGAGAAUGAGGGAUGUCUAGACAUGUCUGUCUACAGUCCAUACUGGAUGAUAAAUAAGACAGGAAGGACUCUCAUGUACAAGGGGAGUGAUUCGGAUGAGGUCAUUGAACAUUCGUCUGAGAAACAGGAAGUCGCGUUUUUCGCAUUCAGACCGAAAACCUGCCUAGAGGGAAAAAAAAAGGAUGUAAAACCAGAAAAAGAAGGCAAGGCCAAGAAAAUCAAAGAAUGGCGACAAGUCGGUAAAGCCUCACUUAAGAUCUUAGACACUGAUUGGUCAGACAAGUUUUCUCUGGAUACAGUGGGAAGCUCUGGAACCAUCCAAUGUAAAACUAAAUCCAGGACUUACGAGUUUGGAGUGAAGAUUCGUCUGUCAAGCUCCGGCCUGACCAAGAUCUGUACCUUCACUCCUCUGUACAUGCUGUUGAACACCUCCGAGGUGUCCUUACUGUGUGCUGAGGUGACGAAGGAGGAGGAAUGGAUAGAAGUACCUCCUAAAUCUUGUUUGCCAUUUUGGCCAGUGCAGUCUGGGAAGGAAAUGACAAUGAAGGCUAAAGUUAAGGAUUCAGCGUACAGUACUAUACCAUUCUUGUUCAACAAACCCCACACCACACUGCUAAGGGUGGAUGAUGAGGUAGGAGGGAUAAAUGCAGAAUGUCAGGUGACAGAGGCUGCCACGGUAACGACCUUGACAACAUACAAACCUGGCAUGGCAACCGUCCUCCUGGUCAACAGCACGGACAGUUCUCCUGUCAAGUUCAACCAAAGUGGGGAGAAAUCUGCCCACAUCCUGAACCCCAAUGAGGCUGUCCUGUAUACCUGGGAGAACGCCGUCAAGAAGAGAGAGCUAGAGUGGAGUUCUGGGGAAGUUAAAAACCAGAAAACUAACCUCAUACAGGAUGGCACUGGCAGUUUCUUUAAGGACUCUGACACUAAGAUCUACUGGGUCUCGUUUCUGGACGGACUUCAGAGGAUCCUGCUGUUUACAGAAGAUCUGGCUGUCAUCAUCAAUGCUCAGGAGGCUGGGGAGUUGGAGAGAAUUGAACAAGAGAUUAACCUGUCCCUUCAGAGUGUGGGUGUGUCCCUGGUCAAUGAUACAACGCAGAUGGAAGUCGCCUACCUUGGAAUCACAAGUUCUGGAGUGAUCUGGGAAGAAAAAAAGAAACGUUACAAAGCACUCAAUCUGAAAACAACUACACUGCUGGAAACAGCAUACCAGAAGUAUGUGAUGGAGUUAGAGCUUGGCCACAGGCCACCAGAAAAACUGACACUGGACAACAAAAUUGAGGUGAACUUCCAGGAAAUGAGAAUGCUGAAACCACAGAACCGUGGGAUCCGUAGAAGUUUUCAGGAUGGGGUGUGGAUCCAAUAUAAAACUUCCCCACAUCAACUUCAACUCCAUGCAAAGAUCAAUCGGCUUCAGUUGGAUAAUCAGGCCAGUGGAUAUGUGUUCCCCACAGUCUUGGCCCCUAUUCCCCCUCCUAAAUCUGUGGCCUCAGACAGCGUUCCUAAACCUUUUGCUGAAGUCAGCAUUAUGUCAAGAAAACAUGAACACAGCAACAUGUUACAAUUCAAGUAUUUCAAAGUCCUGGUACAGGAGAUGUCACUUAAAGUGGACCAGGGAUUCCUCAAUAAUGUUAUAGAUCUGUUUACAUCCAGUCACCAAGUGUCUAGAGAUCAAGAGAGGGAGCUAUUAGAGGAAGAUGUGAAGACUGUAUACACAGAGCUCCUGGAGGAGGCAGGGCUGUCUCUGGCUGAGGAACAAAAGAAUUUCUACGAUUACCUCCACUUCUCUCCCAUCAAGAUCCACCUGAGCUUUUCACUACAAGGAGGGGGAGAUGGGAAGGCCGUCCAUCUCCAUGCCAACAUCAUCAAUGUCUUCCUUCAGAGUGUGGGAGUUGUCCUCACUGAUGUUCAGGAUGUUGUGUUCAAAUUGGGAUUCUUCCAGAGGGAUAACAGUUUUUAUAACCAGACACAGCUGACGUCUGAGAUGGGGCGACACUACGCCGGCCAGGCUGUCAAACAGCUGUAUGUUUUAGUACUCGGACUCGACGUCCUCGGGAAUCCAUUCGGACUCAUUCGAGGAAUGGCAGAAGGAAUGGAGGAUCUCUUCUAUGAACCGUAUCAGGGAGCUAUACAAGGCCCAGAAGAGUUUGCUGAGGGGUUGGCCCUGGGGGUUAGGAGUCUGCUGGGUCAUGCUGUAGGUGGCGCUGCUGGAGCUGUAUCCCGGAUCACGGGGACGAUCGGUAAAGGACUAGCGGCCUUGACCUUUGAUGAUGAAUACCAGAAGAAGAGACGAGAGGGGCUUAAUAAAAAGCCGGCCAACAUUGGGGAGGGGUUAGCUCGGGGAGGAAAGGGACUUGUUAUGGGAGUUUUUGAUGGAGUUACAGGAAUUGUUAGGAAACCAAUAGAGGGUGCUCAAAAAGAAGGAGUGGAGGGAUUUUUCAAAGGUAUUGGUAAAGGCCUGGUGGGAGUGGUAACAAGACCAACAAGUGGUGUGAUAGAUUUCGCCAGCAGCUCAUUCGAAGGCAUCAAAAGAAUUGCGGACAUGACUGACGACGUAGGCCGGCUCCGUCCACCGCGACGAUUCCAUUCUGACAGAAUCAUUCGACCAUAUAACCUUGUAGAGGCCUCAGGUUACGCAAUCUUACAGGAAACUGAGAAAGGAAAAUAUGCAGAAACAGAUGAAUAUGUGGCUCAUUCUGUCAUCAUAGGGGACAGAAAAUCAACCAAGAGUGUCCUAAUAGUCACAGACAAGAGAGUUAUUUAUGCCAACAGAGGGGACAUUUUUGGGCAUUGGGAUGCAGAAUGGACACACACUUGGAUUGAACUGAAGGAGAAACCGAAGAGAUCAGCAAAAGGAGUGGAGUUUCUACUUAAGGAUGAAAAGAAGAAAAAGUUUCCUUUCCAACUCGGAAGUUCUGCAAAAAAGAUUGAAGUUCAUAUCUCAGAUCCAAAGAGAGCAGAGUGGCUUGUAGGAAAAAUUGUGGAAGCCAUGGAUAUGAGAAAGUAAAGACAGUUAAUUAGGAAACUGGAAAACAGUGUUUAUGUACAGUUAUAUCCAACAGUGAACCUCUGCUGCUUAAUAUGUCCAGUUAUAUCCAGUGAACCUCUGCUGCUUAAUAUAUUUAGACUCCUGUGUGUGUUUGUAAAAUUUAGGUCAUGAACAAAAUUUAUAUCACAGUGCUUGUGAUAUAUAAUGAUUACAAUGUAUUAUAAAUGUAGAAUAUUGAAUGUAAAUUAAUUAGCAACAGCUAAUUAGCAAUAUACUGUGCCAUCUCAUGCCGUCUCAUUAAGCUGUAUCAUAUUUAUUCAUGAAUGUUAAAGUUUUCAAAAGUUAUUUGUGGACAUGUUUAUGACAUUGGUAGACAUCAAUAAUGAAAAAUUUUAUUCUAAUUUAAACUUCUUUUUUUUAUUUCUGAAAUUGUGAUGUUUGGUCAAAUAUUGAAAGCACAACCACAAAUGGCUACCAGAAUAGUCAUAAAAAUAUAACACAGUGAAACCUGUCUAAUCCGACAUGCACAGGGAGACCGAUUUUGUGUCGGAUUAGACAGUUUUCACUGUAUAUGCUCAAUCACAAAUGCAUCUUAUAUGAGAUUGAAAUGUAGUUCAUGAAUUUAGCCAUUUUUGCUUUGAAAAACAUGUAUGCAUUUCUAUUUAUGCAUUUCUACUUAUUGUCUAAUAUCAUAAUAUAGCCUUAACGGAAAAUUAUAGCACUACAACAAAUACUUCAUGCAGAAAUGACGCUUUAUAAGUCUGACAAUUUUUUAACAGUAUAGCAUAAUAUAUCAAAUAAUUAAUGAAAUAUAUUGUAAAAUCAGAUUUCUUUUGCUUACUGAAUAAGAUAUUUUAACAGCACUUUGCUAUCAUAAUGUUCAUUGAUUUUAAUUGUAAAGAAUAUUGAAUCAUUUCUGGGAGGCUACACAAUGACAAAAAAAAUAAGAAGAACAUUCUUGACCACUCUUUAAGACACUGAUGUAAAUAACAAAUUGCAAUGUCUACAUCAGAUUGUUUUAAAUAAAAGAUAGAUUCAUUUAGAAAUACUGAAUGUCAUCAAAGCCUUAAAGCAAUUUAUCAUUGAAUAGAUACAUUUACACGUCAACACAUUCCCCCCUUUGUAUGUUGUUGUAUCAAUUUUGUUAUCAAAUAUUAUUUUUAUGUCUAUAGUUAUAAAUUACACAUCAGUAGAAACGUGUUUUUGUAUUUCAUUAGCUUUAGUUAUUUAUUAUCAAAUGUUUACAUUAAGAAUUUUAUUUUUACACAAUGCCAAAAUAUUGCUGUGUAAAGGCAGAAUUGGUAUAUAUGUGCACUUAAUUAUCAUACUUUCAACAUGUAUUACUUGUUUAUUAGAAAUUUUCUUAUAUAUUUUUUUUAAUUUAGUUCAGUAGUUUCCUAAAGGUGGGUGUUUUUCAGUCUAUCAAGGUCAUUGUCAAGGUCAUUCAGGAAAAGAUGCUGAACAAAUUAGCGGAUCUUGCCAUAGUUUCAAGAAAUAUCUGACUCAUUUCUUAGUUUUGAGAUGUAUUGGAAAACUGUGUAUUGUUUAUUAAAUUAUUACUGUGGGUAUUUGCUACUGAGUAUAGCUAUAGUUUUAAGUGCCUGUCUAUUAUUUUGUAUUAUGCCAGGGUCUUUUCAGUUGAUAUAAAGAUAACUGCUUUAGAACAGGGUCAUGAAAUGAAGAAUUUUCUUUUACGAUUUACAUUGACCAUGCAUUUUAAAUAGAAAAAAAACCACUGCCUUAUGACAACUACAGCUGUAAUAGAUUAUUGGUCUUGGUACAGUAAAAAAUACAACAAAGUGCUGGGGAUGAAGUAUUUUGAUUCAUUAUAAAUGUAAUUCAUCAUCUCAAAGAAGUUUGUAAUGUAUUAAAAAGAAAAUGUUACGGGGAAUGAAAAUCUCUUUCCCAUAAGCAUGAAUAUGGUAUAAAACUUUUCAACAACUUUUUACUGUAGGAGAUUAAAAUACGGUUCCUUUUAUAUGUAGAAAAAAGUAAAUUAAUCCUGUAUGUAUUGUCCAAACCUUUGUAUGUGAGUAUACUUUUCAGAGUGUGACCCAAAUAUACUUAUCAUAACCUAAUUGUUUAGCUAAUUGAGUGUAAUGUCCAGGCUAGGUAUUGAGAAUGCUUAUCAAAACUUAAAUGUCUGAAAAAUCAAGAUUUGGCAUCCAGUCUUGUGUAUGGAACAUGUAUUAACUCAUAAAAACCUGCAUUUCUGAUUUAUUGAGUGUGCCUAUUAAAACCUGUUUAUCCAGAGAACCAAGUACAAUUAGCAAACACGUGUGUAGAUGAUUGAAUUUGCUUAUUAUUGGAAUUUCUCUACUAGUGUACUAAGAUUUCAUUUUCUGUCAAGUUCAUUGAGAAAGUUUAUUAGUAUUUUUUCUGCAUUAUAGUAGUAACUUUAUUAAAAAAAAACAACUUAUUCCUGUAAAUUUUAUUUAGGUGCUCCUGUUAAUACGAUACAGAACUAUCAUUUUAAUUUCUAGAGUGUAAAAAAGAACUCAGCAGCAAUUCCUCUCUCCUGGAGAAACUUAUUUCUUUCUGUAAAAUCUUUAUUGAGGAGCUAAAUUUUAAUUGAUUUUAAUGGACUUUAUUUAGAAUCUUAAAAUUUGUAACAAUUCUAUACACUUAUAUAAGUAUGUUAUGAUUUCUUUGAAGAUUAUUAAGGAAGUGAAAGUUUUUUAAUUAUUUGCUUUAUUUGUAGUGUGGAUAAAAACAAACGUUAGAAAAAAAAGAUGUAUGUUUCUGAUGUUUUCAGUCUCUAGAAGUGAUUAGUAAUUAAUUAUUGAUUAAUGCAAUGUAGUGCUGCUUGUUUUUAUCCAAUUAGUGCAAUAAAGUGUUAUCACGAA